Molecule: messenger RNA, 1502 nt
Organism: Hippocampus zosterae (dwarf seahorse)
Lineage: Eukaryota; Metazoa; Chordata; Actinopteri; Syngnathiformes; Syngnathidae
Gene: ercc1
Product: excision repair cross-complementation group 1
Exons: 9
Coding region: 361-1377 (338 amino acids)
Biological process (GO): nucleotide-excision repair; UV-damage excision repair; meiotic mismatch repair
Cellular component (GO): ERCC4-ERCC1 complex; nucleotide-excision repair factor 1 complex; nucleus
Molecular function (GO): single-stranded DNA binding; damaged DNA binding
Source: RefSeq, a predicted model, not a curated record
GAAGAGGAAGAAGCUAUUUGGAAUCAGGAAGUGCGUGUGUUCGGCGAAUGAGUUGUCGUUGAAUAAAACCCGUUUGUUUUUACGAAGCUCCGGAGCAUUGCAAAGGCUUGUUGAAUAUUUUUUUCUUGCGUUAAACUCUACUGCAUGCACAUAAUGAAAGCUUUAAAUUGCCAGUCCAGUACAUAGUGUGUCAAUUUACUCGUAGUCCCCACGGUCGACGAAUCAACAUUAGAUGUAGACAAGGUUCGCAUUCUUGCACUCUGUUGGAGAGUCUAACUUUUGUUUGCUCGUUUCUGUUUUGUCGGAUUUUUAGAAAUACAUUUUUACUUGUGCAUUGUUCAAAACAGCCCUCGCUGAGACAUGAAAAAGAGGUUUAAUAUAAAUUUGGACGAUUCUGCCUUUACCAAAGAGAGAACACCACCAAAGCAGCAUUUUCAACCAUCAACAACUGUGGGACAAAGCAAAACCAAUGCACGUUCAUCACCAGUAAAGGAGGGCCAGCCUUUGUCCUAUGCUCAAUAUAUAAUCAAAGCUAAAGCUCAAGGGGCUGUGCCGCUUCAACGAGAUGGGUCCAAUGAAAUGCCCACAUCUGAAAUUGGUGGAGCCCCCAAUAAUGCCCAUCUCAGGCAACGCGAACCUGAAGCAAUGCCUCCUGGGGAAAGAAUGAGUGGAAGUGAUGAGAUGAUGAAGAGCGAGGAGACUCAGGGGUCCGGUUGUGGUCAAAAAGAAGUAAACUGUCCAAGCCUCGGUGCAAAACCCGCUGGGUCCAGAAGCAGCAUUAUUGUCAGUCCCAGACAGAGGGGGAAUCCUAUUUUGAAGUUUGUGACGAGGGUCCCAUGGGAGUUUGGAGAAGUUGUCCCAGACUAUGUUCUGGGCCAGACAACUUGUGCUCUCUUUCUCAGUCUGCGGUAUCACAGUCUGAAUCCAAACUAUAUUCAUGAUCGACUUAAGCAGCUUGGUCAGAGCUUCACCCUUCGCGUCUUACUAGUUCAAGUGGAUGUGAAAGACCCCCACCAUGCAUUGAAGGAGCUGGCUCGCAUCUGCAUUCUGGCUGACUGCACUCUUAUUCUGGCAUGGAGUCCAGAGGAGGCAGGACGUUACCUGGAAACAUACAAAUCAUAUGAGAAGAAACCAGCAGACCUCCUGAAAGAGCAAGUGGAAACAAAUUAUUUAGCAAAGGUGACUGACUGCUUGACCACCGUGAAGUCCAUCAACAAGACAGAUGCUAUGACAUUACUGUCUACUUUUUCUUCUAUGGAAGGAAUCACCAGUGCAUCAAAAGAAGACCUGGUUCUCUGUCCAGGCCUCGGUCCACAAAAAGCACAACGACUCUAUGAUGUGCUUCAUAAACCUUUCCUAAAAUCCAAGACAAAGUGACAGUUGAGGAAAUUGAAUCUGCAGUAUGUGGAAUGAAAAGACUUUUGGAAAGUACAAGGACAUUUUAACUGUUGUUAUUAUGUGUGCUAAAGUGCUGUUUAUGAAUAAACAUUUUCAUGUGUUAA